Molecule: messenger RNA, 1317 nt
Organism: Aspergillus aculeatinus CBS 121060
Lineage: Eukaryota; Fungi; Ascomycota; Eurotiomycetes; Eurotiales; Aspergillaceae
Exons: 1
Coding region: 1-1317 (438 amino acids)
Source: RefSeq, a predicted model, not a curated record
AUGCCUGAUCCCGAAUUCGCCUUUCAGGUCUACACGACUAUUCCUCUCGAUUCCGAUGAAUUCGGUUUCCUGUGUGGUUAUCUCGACCAGGGAAUCGACUUCAAGCCCGGCCCUUCAUACGAGAUCUACUCUGUACCACAGCUGGAUGCCUUCACCGCAGUGGAGCAUCAACGACGCGAGAUCGCCUACCGCAAGAAUGUCAGGCCCGCCGUGGAGGGAGUGUUCCCAGGCAUUGCGAAGGUGAAUGCAAGGGCGAUCGACAAAGAAGGCCUGCUUCUGCUCAUCACCACUCACUCUUAUCGGGACUGGAAUUCCAGACGCCCAGAUGAGGAUCAAGCAGGGAUUCAAUGGGUGGCUUUCAACCGAAACGUGCCUCAGACACCAUCCGUUCCUCUCGUCCCAGAUGACCCAUAUUUCACACAUGAGCUGUAUCCUGAGUGGAAUGAGAUCGAGGUCAUAAAUUGCAAUGAUAUGCGCGCCAUGGGUCACGACCUGAAGAUGGUCUACUACGACGAGCAAUGGGACUAUGGUCUAGGUGAAGACGAAGGCCAGCCUUGUCCAUCAGAUUCGCCUAUCUCAGCAGAGACCCUCACCCUACUGGAUCAGAAAGCGAACUCCCUGUCACCCGAUCGCUACACCACUAUUACUGAGAUUGAUGGAUCUGUUACAAUUAUGUCAAAUAUGCACGCUGCCUCGGAACCAGAUCUGAGGUACAUCGUCCACCUCAAGUUCUCACACAGUGUGCCGGAUUUCAUCCGAAUGGCCCAGGCAUUCACCAGCGCCCUGGUGGCGAAUCUACCCGACCAAAGGUCCAUCCAUCUCAACUUUCGUCAAUCAUCUACCUCUGGACUGGCCUCGCUGGGGUCUGUUGUGGAUUCGCACCGUGCGCUCGUCGCUUCGCAGCCCUGUCUUGGGAUAGGUGCUAUGCAAACCAUCCGUCUCAAACAGGAUAGAAGCACCGUAAGAAUGCGCACCUUUCCCAACUCCAGAACAGAGCAGGAGGGAGCAAUCGUGUUCUCCCAGGGCUGCAAAACAUUCCUUGUCAUCCUAGAUAGACCGGACUUUCUCACGGUACCCGGCGUGCUAUUUCUCCAGGCGGACAUGGAUAAACGUGAUGAGGAUGAUACGUGGUUCGGAUUUAGGAACACCGAUCUAUAUCAGGUAUGGCGUUGCCUUACCAUGGAAUGGGUGGCAAGGAGACUGGCAAUGUUGUCUCUCGAGGAAUACCCCCCGAAGACGCAGACACCAGAGACUGAAUUAGCAAUGCUGUCCUUGGAGGAGAGCGGCGCACUGACACAGCCAUUAGACACUGAAUGA